UUACACACGUAUUUCCCCCGAAGAGUCUCUAAAAUAAACAAAAGUGUCUCAUUUACUAUCAGGCUUUAUCCGAGGCCGCCUAACUGAAGGCCCGAUGCAAGCCGCCGUCGUGCCCGCUCUUGUGUCGGGAUCUGGCGCUGACUUGAAGCUGAGUAUCUUCAGACAUGUCGGUGAGGGAGUCCUUCAAUCCCGAAAGCUACGAGCUGGACAAGAACUUCCGGCUCACGCGCUUCGCAGAGCUCAAGGGAACGGGUUGCAAGGUGCCCCAAGAGGUUUUACAGAAGCUUUUAGAGAAUCUACAAGAGAACCACUAUCAAGAAGAUGAACAGUUCCUGGGUGCAGUCAUGCCUCGAUUAGGUAUCGGUAUGGACACCUGCGUGAUCCCGCUACGACAUGGAGGCCUUUCACUCGUCCAGACAACAGACUACAUCUACCCUAUAGUGGACGACCCCUACAUGAUGGGUCGCGUCGCAUGCGCAAACGUUCUCAGUGACCUGUACGCGAUGGGGGUGACGGAAUGCGACAACAUGUUGAUGCUGCUGGGCGUCAGCAACAAAAUGUCGGAGAAGGAGAGGGACAAAGUCAUGCCACUCAUCAUGCAGGGCUUCAAAGACGCAGCGGAGGAGGCGGGCACGUCCGUGACGGGAGGACAGACGGUGCUCAACCCUUGGGUGGUCUUGGGCGGUGUUGCUACCACCGUGUGCCAGCCCAAUGAAUUCAUCAUGCCAGACAACGCGGUGCCGGGAGACGUGCUGGUGCUAACGAAGCCGCUAGGGACGCAAGUGGCCGUGGCCGUGCACCAGUGGCUGGAUAUCCCGGAGAAGUGGAAUAAGAUUAAGUUGGUGGUCACGCAGGAAGACGUCGAGCUGGCCUACCACGAAGCAAUGAUGAACAUGGCUCGCCUCAACAGGACAGCCGCCAGCCUCAUGCACACGUUCAACGCGCACGCCGCCACAGACAUCACGGGCUUCGGCAUCCUGGGCCACGCCCAGACGCUGGCCAAGCAACAGAGGAGCGAAGUGUCCUUCGUCAUUCACAACCUUCCCGUGCUCGCCAAGAUGGCCGCUGUGUCCAAGGCGUGCGGCAACAUGUUCGGCCUCAUGCACGGCACCUGCCCCGAGACGUCGGGGGGGCUGCUCAUCUGCCUGCCCCGCGAGCAGGCGGCUCGCUUCUGCGCCGAGAUCAAGUCGCCCAAGUACGGCGAGGGCCACCAGGCGUGGAUCAUCGGCAUCGUGGAGAAGGGCAACCGCACGGCGCGCAUCAUCGACAAGCCGCGAAUCAUUGAGGUGGCGCCGCAGGCCGCCGCGCAGAGCGUCAACCCCACGCCCGGCGCCACGUCUUAAUCCCGCCCACCACCAUCAUCCCGCAUCCGACAGUGAUUUCGUUUUCAAACACAAGCAACUACAGAACCAUGUUAAAGUGUCCAAUAGUUUAAGCAAUGGGCUGGCGUGUACGUGACAAACAGCUCCACCCAGUGGCCCUGGGUGGUAUUGCGUCAACCCAAUGGACUCCACCUAUGAAAAAAGAAAUUGCUCAUUUGUUUGCCUUUUGUAUUUUUUCCGUACUCUGAAGACGACAGAAGACAACAGUCUGACACUGCUCGUCAUUCUUGUGAGAACUUUGCUGUCAUCCAGCAAGCAGGCCCAUGUCUCGUUGUUUCGUUUGUCCACUUUUGUACAGUUAUAAACUUCUUUGCUGAAACCGAUGCCUUGAAAGAAAGUGUUAGCAGUGUGUUUUUUCAUUUGACUUUUUGUAUUCACCCCAUCGGAAUGAAUAAAUACUCAAAUACUA
This is a messenger RNA of Phyllopteryx taeniolatus (common seadragon), 1791 nucleotides long. It is a transcript of the gene sephs1, whose product is annotated as selenophosphate synthetase 1. The coding region runs from base 165 to 1343 and encodes 392 amino acids. The record is from RefSeq and is a predicted model, not a curated record. Lineage: Eukaryota; Metazoa; Chordata; Actinopteri; Syngnathiformes; Syngnathidae. Gene Ontology annotation, cellular component: cytoplasm. Gene Ontology annotation, molecular function: ATP binding; selenide, water dikinase activity. The transcript has 10 exons. Gene Ontology annotation, biological process: L-selenocysteine biosynthetic process.